AUGGCGUCUAUAAGCUCAACUGCCAUUAACGUCAACGACCCCGGCCUCAUCACACUCGUCAACAAGCUUCAGGAUGUUUUUACCACCGUAGGGGUUCAAAAUCCCAUAGAUUUACCGCAAAUCGCUGUCGUAGGGUCACAAUCGAGCGGAAAGAGUUCAGUACUGGAAAAUAUCGUUGGAAGAGACUUUCUUCCAAGAGGAACAGGCAUUGUCACAAGACGCCCACUCAUCCUUCAACUCAUAAACCGACCACCUGCUAUACCAAAGAUCGAAACCAAUGGCGAGCCAGUCGGCGAAGCCGAUGAAACUGUGUCUAAGGCAGAUGACAAGGAAGCCAAUGUUGAUGAAUGGGGCGAGUUUCUGCAUAUUCCGGGCCAGAAGUUCCAUGACUUUGGCAAAAUUCGUGAUGAAAUUGUGCGCGAGACUGAAUCGAAGACAGGCCGCAAUGGGGGCAUUUCUCCUGCUCCCAUUAACCUGCGCAUCUACUCGCCCAACGUCCUGACUCUCACAUUGGUGGAUUUGCCCGGUCUGACAAAAGUGCCUGUUGGCGAUCAGCCCAGAGAUAUCGAGCGCCAGAUCCGAGAAAUGGUUCUAAAGCAGAUCAGCAAGACCAAUGCUAUCAUAUUGGCUGUCACGGCGGCCAAUACAGAUCUGGCAAACUCAGAUGGCCUUAAGUUGGCGAGAGAAGUGGAUCCAGAAGGUCAAAGAACCAUCGGUGUCCUCACCAAGGUAGAUCUCAUGGACGAAGGUACCGACGUUGUGGAUAUUUUAGCCGGACGUAUCAUUCCGCUCAGACUAGGCUACGUACCUGUGGUCAACAGAGGACAGAGGGAUAUCGAAAAUAAGAAGGCUAUUUCUUAUGCCUUGGAACACGAGAGGCAAUUUUUCGAGCAACACAAGGCGUACAGGAGCAAGGCAGCGUACUGCGGAACGCCGUAUCUGGCCCGCAAACUCAACCUGAUUCUUAUGAUGCACAUCAAACAAACAUUACCAGAUAUAAAGGCUCGAAUUGCUUCCUCAUUGCAAAAAUAUUCCGCCGAGCUCGCCUCACUUGGUGAUUCACUGCUCGGUAACAACUCAAACGUCGUCCUAAAUAUGAUCACGGAGUUCUCAAACGAGUACCGGGCUGUUCUAGAAGGUAAGAACACGGAGCUGUCUAGUAUCGAACUCUCCGGAGGUGCCAGAAUCAGCUUUGUAUACCACGAGCUAUACUCGAAUGGUGUCAAGGCAGUCGACCCAUUCGACCAAGUCAAAGAUAACGACAUCCGCACAUAUCUGGUCAACUCUUCCGGUCCGUCCCCAGCUCUCUUCGUCGGAACGUCGGCCUUUGAGGUUAUCGUCAAGCAACAAAUCCGUCGCCUCGAAGAGCCCAGCCUAAAGUGUGUUUCACUCGUCUAUGACGAGCUCAUCCGCAUCCUAGGUCAACUCCUCACCAAGCCUAUGUUCCGCCGCUAUCCAGCACUCAAAGAGAAAUUCCACGCCGUCGUCGUCGCCUUCUUCAAGAAAUCUAUGGAACCCACCAACAAGCUUGUCCGCGAUCUUGUGUCCAUGGAGGCUACUUACAUCAACACCGGUCAUCCAGACUUCAUCAACGGCUCAAAGGCCAUGGCAAUCGUUCACGAGCGUCACUCCGCCACGAAACCCACACAGGUCGACCCGAAAACCGGCAAGCCCCUGCCCGCUUCUGCGAUUCCCCCACGCGCAGUCUCCCCUGUGCUCGACCCAGACGGUGGUUCUGGCUUUUUCGGCUCGUUCUUCGCGUCCAAAAACAAGAAGAAGAUGGCUGCCAUGGAAGCCCCACCACCGACGCUUAGAGCCUCCGGAACACUGUCCGAAAAGGAGGCCAUGGAGGUUGAAGUCAUCAAACUCCUCAUUGCGUCGUACUAUAGCAUUGUGCGCCGCACAAUGAUCGACAUGGUGCCCAAGGCAAUCAUGCUGAAUCUAGUCGCCAUGACAAAGGAUGAGAUGCAGCGUGAGUUGCUCGAGAACAUGUACAAGACUGAGGAGCUGGACGAUCUGCUUAAGGAGAGCGAUCACACUAUCCGACGAAGGAAGGAGUGUAUUCAGAUGGUCGAUAGCCUAAGGAGGGCGAGCGACAUUGUCAAUCAGGUAUGA
Molecule: messenger RNA, 2115 nt
Organism: Pseudovirgaria hyperparasitica
Lineage: Eukaryota; Fungi; Ascomycota; Dothideomycetes; Acrospermales; Acrospermaceae
Product: vacuolar sorting protein 1
Exons: 5
Coding region: 1-2115 (704 amino acids)
Biological process (GO): peroxisome organization
Cellular component (GO): cytoplasm; peroxisome; membrane
Molecular function (GO): GTPase activity; microtubule binding; GTP binding
Source: RefSeq, a predicted model, not a curated record